Perca flavescens (yellow perch) is the source of this 5106-nucleotide messenger RNA. Its product is annotated as ETS-related transcription factor Elf-2. Gene Ontology annotation, cellular component: nucleus. NCBI's taxonomy places the organism in Eukaryota, Metazoa, Chordata, Actinopteri, Perciformes, Percidae. The transcript is spliced from 9 exons. Gene Ontology annotation, biological process: cell differentiation; regulation of transcription by RNA polymerase II. Gene Ontology annotation, molecular function: DNA-binding transcription factor activity, RNA polymerase II-specific; sequence-specific DNA binding. The coding region runs from base 1561 to 3660 and encodes 699 amino acids. The record is from RefSeq and is a predicted model, not a curated record.
UCUUUUAAACUGACCUUUUGUCGAUCUGAAAUGAAGACCGAUUCAGCAACUGCACAGUCAGUAAGUCCGACUGCCUUUCCUCCUGACGGUCGGUUGGUGUGUCAGAGCCUUUAGACGUAGAAACGUCUCUGGCUGACUUUUGACUGUCUCCAGCUGUUAUUCUUUAAACGUGAACAGCAGUAGAAUGAUCUUAAAUAUGCACUUGAUGGCUAAAUACAUAUAUCCAUAUCCUGCCAACGCUGCAUGUCCUACACAAAAAUCAGCAUCCUCACCAGUCCAUGAUCCAUGUAGAAGAGCAUUGUUCAUGUAUUUCAGGGUGGAGGUAGUUAGUCCAGUAUUAUAAGUAAAAUGUAAGACGUGUUUAAUUCUGCCAUGACACUGUUAGGCUGCUUAGUUUACAUACUUGGACAAUCGAGACAGGUUGGAUUUAUGCUUUAUAGUUCAUAUUUUCAAGCAAUAUGUUUCACUUUUAACACUAAAAAAGCCAAAAAAGACACCCCUCUCUUUAGUCUUUAUAUUCAGAAUAUCUGUCUGAAUGCAAUCCCACACACGCUGCUGUUCCAAGGAGGGAUCAUAUUGUAAACACUCACCAGUGUAACAACAUAUCAAAUCCCAGUAGGCCAGUGGCCAAGUCAGCUUUUUUAAAAACUGAGUAAAGUCAGAGCAGGUGGAGCAUCAGUUUGAACAGCGUCAUACAGUUUGUGUAUAUCUGUCUGCCUCUCCAUGCUCCUGCAUUCCUUUUGUCUUACAUCCUGUUGUCACCCCGCAGAGCAGCACUGAACAGGGACUGAGGGCCCUGUGGUUCCUAGCAACCGUUACCAUGGCUCCAGUCUGCCCUGCCUAGAUCUCACACUCGACACUGUGUGCGUGUUUAAGGAACUCGCUUGGCUUCUUGUCAGUGCAUUUCUUCCUGUAAUAGCAGACAGGCACUUCCUGCAGAACAAAGCUAGAAGGAAAGAGAUGGAAGAGAUACAAGAGAUCCCGGCCUUUUAUGAAGCCUGUGUCUAAAGCUGGGACAGAUCGAGGAAAGUUUGGGCUGGUUGCAUUUAAGCCAGGUGAUUUUUCCUUUUAAAAAGAAUUGUUCAGGUUGUUAAGUGUGAGCAAUGAAGAUUUUCCAAUGUUGUUUUUUUAGUAAAGCAACUGGACUUCAUGAUGAUUUAAAGAAAAGGUUUGACAUCGUUGGGAGAAAUAUGUGACGUGGGCUUUUCCGGAGAGGAUUAAAGCACAGGGACAGCUAGACAACAACAACAACAACAACAACAACAACAACAACUACUACUAUGGAGGUGGUACGCAUUCAUUGUUUCGAUCAAGGACACACAACGCAGGGCUAACUUAGGGAAAUAGGCUUACUUCUGUCAUCAUCAAACUCGCCGUAAAACUCAGUUUUGACCAAAUCUGUAUCACAGACUUUAUUGUGUUAAACCAAGUUAGUGUGUCUUCUCUCUCUCUCUCUCUCUCUCCAGGGGCCUUUAUUCACCCAACUGGGUGAGUCCACCAGACAAGAGGUGCUGUGGCUAAUCACUGGCUGUGACCUCUGAUCCCUGAGGAGCAUGAGUCAUGGCCUCAGUGGUGCUGGUCGACGCUGGUGGGACGGUGGUGGAGUAUGUCGCAGCUGAAGAGGACCCCGAGCAGGAGGGAGAGGUGGACAUGGAGUUUGAAGGGGAGGUAGAAGGCGAGUGUGAAGCUGAGGAGCCCUAUGAAGAAGUACAGGACAGAGAGGAGGCUGAGGAUUACCCAGCAGUCAUAGUGGAGGAGAUACCCGGCGCCAGCAUGGCCGACGAGCAAGGUUACUCAGCCCAGGUGUUUGUGUGUGAUGACGAGGCCUACCUGAUGCAGGAAGUGGGCGAUGAGCAGGAGGUGGAGACAGAAGGGGAGCCAGUGGAGGCUUCUGUCCAUGGCACCAGUGUUCACUGCUCUGACAAGACCUUUGAGGCUGCAGAGGCUCUGCUCCGCAUGGACUCACCUUCCAGCCUCAGAGAGGACCGUAGCCCAGAAGCGUUCAUCCCGCCUUGCAUUGUGACGCCAGACUUCCUUCACGCCGCCAUGCGUCCCGACAUGAUUACAGAGUCCGAGGUGGAGAUAUCGACGGAGGAGUACUGCGAGGAGGAGGACGAUGAUGAGAAUAUUGGCACCCAGAUGGAAGACCCGGAGCCAGACUACGAGCCCGUCAGGAAGAGGAGAGCUGGACGGAAGCCAAAGACGCACCAGUCAACUAUUUCCAACGGCUCACUGGACCUGGGCAUCAAGAAGAAACCAAGAGAAGGGAAAGGAAGCACCACCUACCUAUGGGAGUUCCUGUUGGACCUCCUCCAGGACAAGAACACCUGUCCCAGGUACAUCAAGUGGACCCAGAGGGAGAAGGGCAUCUUCAAACUGGUCGACUCAAAGGCGGUGUCCAAGCUGUGGGGCAAACACAAGAACAAGCCAGACAUGAACUAUGAGACCAUGGGACGGGCACUCAGAUACUACUACCAGCGCGGCAUCCUUGCCAAAGUGGAGGGCCAGCGGCUGGUGUACCAGUUCAAAGAGAUGCCCAAAAACAUCGUGAUCAUCGACGACGACAAGGCGGAGAUGCCCUACCCCGACGACCUGACGGGCUCGGAGAGCGCAUCCUACGAGCGCGUGGCGCCUCCGUCAGACAUGCUGCUGCAGGAAGCCGAUCUGUCAUCCUCCAAGAAGCCCAACAUCCUGCGGGGCGGGAACAGGGCCAACGCGGCCCACGCUACGGUCGCCGCGGGCAGCAGGACCGUGGCGGGAGGCGGCGCAGCAGCGGCGAUGGUGGCAGGGAUACAAAGGAUAGUGUCUGUUUCGGGAGCAUCGGAUGGGAGUCCGAUCCAGCAGUCGCACACGGCCAUCAUCCCUACCGCCAGCGGGCCCAGGACGGUGCGGGUGGCAAUGCAGGUGCCUGUCGUCAUGACAACCUCGCUGGGUCAGAAAAUCUCAACUGUUGCCGUGCAGCAGCCCACAGGGACAACGGGGGCCACCGGCCACACCACCCUCCUCACCAACUCGUCUGCCGGGAACGCCAACUCGCAACAGAAGGUUGUGAUCCAGACCAUCCCCACCAUGAUCCCAGCCACCGCCGAGAACGGAGACAAGAUCACCGUCCAGCUGGCCAAGAUCAUCACAAUCCCGGCGCACCAGUUGGCUCAGUGUCACCUCCAGACCUCGGCGGGCUCCAACAAGCCCGGCGUCGGGGGACCCCCGGCGGGCCUCAGCCUCCUCGGGAGCCCCCUGACGGUCCGGGCCCUCGCGCCCGUCAACGUCGGCCCGGGAGCGCAGGUGAUGCGGCUCAGCAUGCCCACGCCACAACAGACUCUAGUGGUGUCGCAGGCGGGCAGCGGGGCGGGGGUGGUAACGGUGUCGGCGGCCAAUCACGCGAUGGCGCCGCACCCUCGGAUCGUGAAUUCCGUCGUGGUCAACGGCUCGGAGCUCGUGAUAGGAGCGCCGGCCGCCGGAGGAGUCGCGAUGGAGAAGCUGAAGGCCGCGGGCGUCCAGCUCCAAACCGUGCAGUUGCCGGUGACGAUGGCCGUCCAGAAGAACCAGGGGAGCCCCAAAACGGUCCCGAACGUCCAGUCGGACGCCGUGGACGCUGAGGUGGUCAUCCAACUGCAAACGCCUGACGUGGCGAUAAAGAGCGAAGAGCCGGAGUGUUGAAACGCACCCUGUUGCAGCGGUCAGUUUGUACAUGUCUGACGUCGUUUUUUUUUGUUUUUUUUUUUGCUCUUGUAAUAACCAGCAGCAGUCUGUGAGAGAAAAAAAAAAAAAAAAAAAAAAAAAAAAAAGACUCCCGAAAGGCCUGUUUUUAGUCCUGAACCUGUCUUCACAUCCUCCCUGUUGUUCCCAGAACUUUACCGAUCCACGCUGGUCCUCAGAAACCUCGCCGAGGGGUCGUGUACGGAGCUCAAACUGUGCUGUACACGCGGACCUUAAAGGGCCAGGUUGGGAACGGUGAAGGGACCAACCUUGAUCACUACAACCAAUGGCUUCCCAGUGGAUCGCCAUCACUGACUUCCAUAAAAAAAAAAAAAAAAAAAGUACUUUUUUUUUUUUUUUUUUUUUAAAUACAAAAAAAAAGAAAGAAGCUGAAACACUACAAAAUGAGGCAAAUAAUUACAACUAACCAAACUAUAUAUAUUUAAAAAUACACAGUUGGGGGUGUAAUGAAGCCUUUUUUUAGAGACAAUUUGUUUAUAUCUUGGCUCUACAGAUUAUGCGAAAACCAGCAAUUUAUAAUUUUUAGUUUUUACUUCUAUCACUGUGCAGAUCAAGUGUGGCUGGUGCUACGUGAGUGCUAGAGAAAGAGAGACGGUGGAGCUGCGAGAAGCUCUCAGAAGGAACAUUAUCAGACAGAAAAUGGUCAUGUAUGUACAUAUUUAUAUAUAUAUAUAUAUAUAUCUACUAUAUACAGUUUACGGAGCUAAAGUUAACAGGACAGCCUUAGUUUUUUAAUUUUGACUUUCUUUUUCAUGUAUUGUCUGAACAGUAAGCUGAAAUAUUGUUUUUUUUUGUGUUUUGAUACCUUGUACCAAGCACAGUAUUAUUGAAACUAGUAGAACUAAUAUUUGUAAUAUUAGUUCCUGUUGUCACUAUCGGGCUGUUUGCCGGCUUCGAGGGAAAUGUCAAGGUUUGAAGUUCAGACUUCUUUGACUUAAGGGUCUUGGCUAUUUCUCCAUUAUUUUUAUUUUUUGACAAAUGUUUGCUCUUUUCACAACCCUACAUGGAAAUGCAAAGAAAUGUGACUCAGAGCUGAUGCAUGCUGCCAUCUGUUGAAAAAUAAUCCAAAUGCAAUGAAAAUCCUUAGUUUAUGCAAUAUGGCUGCGAAAAAUAUAAAACCACUAUGGAUCCCAGGUCACUUUACUUAAAACAGAAGGUCAAUUUGACAGCAUACAUUUUUUUGUUUUGUUUUUUGUACUGCCUUUUUGGCCCUGCCCCCCUACAUUUCAAUAUUUUUGUCUAAAGAGGAAAGAUGGAGAGAGAUGUGUGUUCAGACUGAACUGUUUGUAUAUUCAACAUUUGAAGUAUAUUCUAUUUUCUUGUACUCUUGUUUCAAAGUGUAUUAAAGUAGAUUUUACUGAAUAUAAAAAGACAUUUGAAGCCUGA